AUGGAAUCUUCGUCAAUAAGUGCACUGAAGGCGAUGCUCGCAACAGAUAACAUUCCAGAAGGUCAAUUUUCUAUCAGAAGGCAACACUGUUCCGUUGCGCAACCGCAAUCUAUACUGCAAUACCCUACCACAGCGGAUAAUUUCUUCCGCUUUAAUAGUUGUUACAAUAAUACGACAGAGCGUUAUUUGCUGGCCAUUCCUGAACUUGAAGUACGUUUUGUUCCGCUUUGGCUUUCCGCUAAGUAA
Thelazia callipaeda (thelaziosis nematode) is the source of this 246-nucleotide messenger RNA. The record is from the annotation of a GenBank genome assembly. Lineage: Eukaryota; Metazoa; Nematoda; Chromadorea; Rhabditida; Thelaziidae.